Messenger RNA from Eubalaena glacialis (North Atlantic right whale), 2272 nucleotides. RefSeq names its product EYA transcriptional coactivator and phosphatase 1 (gene EYA1). Bases 16 to 1872 code for a protein of 618 amino acids. Gene Ontology annotation, molecular function: protein tyrosine phosphatase activity. The record is from RefSeq and is a predicted model, not a curated record. Gene Ontology annotation, biological process: multicellular organism development; positive regulation of DNA repair; negative regulation of extrinsic apoptotic signaling pathway in absence of ligand. Gene Ontology annotation, cellular component: nucleus. The transcript has 18 exons. Lineage: Eukaryota; Metazoa; Chordata; Mammalia; Artiodactyla; Balaenidae.
AAGAAGAAAUCUUCAAUGGAAGACCCCCAGGGGAUAAAUGGACAGUCUGUGCAAACAUCUCAAACCAGUUCAGAUGUUGCUGUUUCCUCAAGUUGCAGGUCUAUGGAAAUGCAGGAUCUAACCAGCCCGCAUAGCCGUCUGAGUGGUAGUAGUGAAUCCCCCAAACUCGAUAACUCUCAUAUAAAUAGUAAUUCCAUGACUCCCAAUGGCACCGAAGUUAAAACAGAGCCAAUGAGCAGCAGUGAAAUAGUUUCAACAACAGCAGACGGGUCUUUAGACAAUUUCUCAGGUUCAGCCAUUGGGAGCAGUAGCUUCAGCCCAAGACCGUCUCACCAGUUCUCCCCACCACAGAUUUAUCCUUCCAACAGACCAUACCCACAUAUUCUCCCUACCCCUUCCUCACAAACUAUGGCUGCAUAUGGGCAAACACAGUUUACCACAGGAAUGCAACAAGCUACAGCCUAUGCCACGUACCCACAGCCGGGACAGCCCUAUGGAAUUUCCUCCUAUGGUGCACUGUGGGCAGGCAUCAAGACUGAAGGUGGAUUGUCACAGUCUCAGUCACCUGGACAGACAGGAUUUCUCAGCUAUGGUACAAGCUUUGGGACCCCUCAACCUGGACAGGCACCGUAUAGCUACCAGAUGCAAGGUAGCAGUUUUACAACAUCAUCAGGAUUAUAUACAGGAAAUAAUUCACUCACGAAUUCCUCUGGAUUUAACAGUUCACAGCAGGACUAUCCAUCGUAUCCCAGCUUCGGCCAGGGUCAGUAUGCACAGUAUUACAACAGCUCGCCGUACCCGGCACAUUACAUGACAAGUAGCAACAACAGCCCAACGACGCCGUCCACAAAUGCCACUUACCAGCUUCAGGAACCGCCAUCUGGCGUCACCAGCCAAGCAGUGACAGAUCCCGCAGCAGAGUACAGUACAAUCCACAGCCCGUCAACACCCAUUAAAGAUUCAGAUUCUGAUCGAUUGCGUCGAGGUUCAGAUGGGAAGUCACGUGGACGGGGCCGAAGAAACAAUAAUCCUUCUCCUCCGCCAGAUUCUGAUCUUGAGAGGGUGUUCAUCUGGGACUUGGACGAGACAAUCAUCGUUUUCCACUCCUUGCUCACUGGGUCCUACGCCAACAGAUACGGGAGGGAUCCACCUACUUCAGUUUCCCUUGGACUACGAAUGGAGGAAAUGAUUUUCAACUUGGCAGACACACAUCUAUUUUUUAACGACUUAGAGGAAUGUGACCAAGUUCAUAUAGAUGACGUCUCUUCAGAUGACAAUGGACAAGACCUAAGCACAUAUAACUUUGGAACAGAUGGCUUUCCUGCUGCGGCAACCAGCGCUAAUUUAUGCUUGGCAACCGGCGUGCGGGGCGGUGUAGACUGGAUGAGAAAGUUGGCCUUCCGUUACAGACGAGUAAAAGAGAUCUACAAUACCUACAAAAAUAAUGUUGGAGGUCUGCUUGGUCCAGCUAAGAGGGAAGCCUGGCUGCAGCUGAGGGCCGAGAUUGAAGCCCUGACAGACUCCUGGUUGACACUGGCCCUGAAAGCUCUCACACUCAUUCACUCCCGGACGAACUGUGUUAAUAUUUUAGUAACAACUACUCAGCUUAUCCCAGCAUUGGCGAAAGUCCUGCUGUAUGGAUUAGGAAUUGUAUUUCCAAUAGAAAAUAUUUACAGUGCAACUAAAAUUGGAAAGGAAAGCUGUUUUGAGAGGAUAAUUCAGAGGUUUGGAAGAAAAGUGGUGUAUGUUGUCAUAGGAGACGGUGUGGAAGAGGAACAAGGGGCAAAAAAGCACGCCAUGCCCUUCUGGAGGGUCUCCAGUCACUCGGACCUCAUGGCCCUACAUCAUGCCUUGGAACUGGAGUACCUGUAACAGCCCCCUAGCACUUUGAAACCACACAACCGCCCUGUGACCAGGGACACAUCCAGCAGGCUGAGUCCCGAGUCGGCGCCGGACUCCAAACUAGCGAUUUCAACGUUUUGAUGCCCAGCUGCUGUGGGUCCUCGCCUCUGCCCUUGUGGUAAAUGAAGGACCACAUCCCUUUCUUCAGAACAGCUGUUGACUCUAGUACUGUGAAUCCAAUGCAAAUAAGCCAUGAGAAUGUUCUAGCACAGUGUAACGUGUCUUGGCCACAUUAACUACAUGGUUCGAACCUGUGAAGAAAGGACCUGCAGACGCUUUACGUUUUUAGCAUCUUCAGUGUGACCUAAACAGCUUCUCCAAUACAGCAAACUUGAUUGCACAACAAAGACUGAAAUGGGUUUCCUGAUUA